Messenger RNA from Leopardus geoffroyi (Geoffroy's cat), 1229 nucleotides. RefSeq names its product endonuclease G (gene ENDOG). Gene Ontology annotation, molecular function: nucleic acid binding; single-stranded DNA endonuclease activity; metal ion binding. Gene Ontology annotation, biological process: apoptotic DNA fragmentation. The coding region runs from base 259 to 1170 and encodes 303 amino acids. Gene Ontology annotation, cellular component: nucleus; mitochondrial inner membrane. The record is from RefSeq and is a predicted model, not a curated record. The transcript has 3 exons. Lineage: Eukaryota; Metazoa; Chordata; Mammalia; Carnivora; Felidae.
CGCCUCCUGUGCGCGUCUUAAAAGGGCAAAGAAAGGACGCCGGGGCUUACGCUACGCGCCGGUCUGGCCCGCUCUGUUGGGGUCCCCUGUUCCUCGAAACGUUUGUGAGUGGACGCGACGGGCAUCGCACCCCUCCCUCACGCCCCUACCCGGCCCCGCCGUGGGCCCCGCAGGCCGGCGCGGCCCCUUUAAGAGGCUCGCGGGUCGGCCGCCGGAGGUCGUGGGGUGCCCCUUGCGCCGCGGGCCGCGCUCCCCGCCAUGCGGGCGCUGCGGGCUGGCCUGACCCUGGCGCUGGGCGCGGGGCUGGGCGCGGCGGCCGAGGGCUGGCGGUGGCGGCGGCGGGCGGACGCGAGGGCGGCGCCGGGGCUCCUGGGCCGGCUGCCCGUGCUGCCCGUGGCGGCGGCGGCCGAGCUGCCCGCGGUGCCCGCGAAGCCCGGGACCCCGGCGGGCGGCGGCCCCGGCGAGCUGGCCAAGUACGGGCUGCCGGGGCUGGCGCAGCUCAAGAGCCGCGAGUCGUACGUGCUGUGCUACGACCCGCGCACCCGCUGCGCGCUCUGGGUGGUCGAGCAGCUGCGGCCCGAGCGGCUCUUCGGCGACGGCGACCGCCGCUCUUGCGACUUCCGCGAGGACGACUCGGUGCACGCGUACCACCGCGCCACCAACGCCGACUACCGCGGCAGCGGCUUCGACCGCGGCCACCUCGCCGCCGCCGCCAACCACCGCUGGAGCCAGAAGGCCAUGGACGACACCUUCUACCUGAGCAACGUCGCGCCCCAGGUGCCCCACCUCAACCAGAAUGCUUGGAACAACCUGGAAAAGUACAGCCGCAGCUUGACCCGCACCUACCAAAAUGUCUAUGUGUGCACAGGGCCGCUCUUCCUGCCCAGGACGGAGGCUGACGGGAAGUCCUAUGUGAAGUAUCAGGUCAUCGGGAAGAACCAUGUGGCGGUGCCCACCCACUUCUUCAAGGUGCUGAUCCUGGAGGCCGCAGGCGGGCAAAUCGAACUCCGCUCCUACGUGAUGCCCAACGCUCCCGUGGACGAGGCGGUUCCGCUCGAGCGCUUCCUGGUGCCCAUCGAGAGCAUUGAGCGGGCCUCGGGGCUGCUCUUCGUGCCAAAUAUUCUGGCACGGGCAGGCAGCCUAAAGGCCGUCACUGCAGGCAGCAAGUGAAGGCCACAGCCCUGCCAGACUGCGGGGGCGGGGCUGCAUUAAAGGUGGUGAUUUCUGGA